AAUGGUUUCACAGUACGGUAUCAAAUUCGCCGUCCAUCUUAUCACCAACCACUUCGGCAAUCUCGUCGCUAAAGUAUGCGAAACUCUACUUAGCAAUGGACCUCUCACUUUGGAACUGUUGAUUCGCUUCACGGAGCUUACCAAGGAGCAAGUCAAGAACUCCCUACUUGUCUUAGUUCAACACAAUUGUUCCCAAGCAUUUGUUCCUGGAUAUGAAGGUGGUGACGGAGAUGGAUUGAAAGCUAGAACACAGUACCUGGCAUUGUUUGAUAACAUACUCCAUCGAUUGAGAUUUCCCAAAUUCUUGGAGAUUGUGUCUCGGGAACUUGAUGAUGAAUGUGUAGAGCUUCUUGACGGAUUGCUUCGUGAUGGUAGGCUUACACUGAAACAAAUGGUUGACAGAGCAAGUCAAGGAAAAGAAAAUGCUGUGGCUAGAGAUGCUGUACGAGAGAGCCUUUGUAAACUUUUGAAAGCUCGCUAUGUUGAACGCUGCCCUGCCCCUGAAUUGGUUGUUUCUACCUUAGCUAAAGAAGAAACAACUACUAGGAAGCGAGGUGCUAAGUCUGCCAAGAAAUUUGAAGCACCAGAGACCUUAGAACAACGCGUUCUAGAAGCAGUGGUGCCUGGGCAAGCAAUCAGAUUUUCACUCACUGCAGAUACAGGAUGUAAUGCUGAUAGAGAAACAAAUUCAGAUGAUUCCCCAAUGAUAAGUGUUGGAGAAAAUGUUGCAAUAGACGAACAAACACUUUGGCGUGCAAAUUUUGAGGAGUUUGUACGUCAUCUUAGGAAUAAGGCAUUGAUGGAGAAUGUAAGAACACAACUGGAUGAUGGAGCUGCUACUGUCUUAAGUGCAAUACUGGAGGCAACAAGAACUGUAGAGAAAAAAGUAAAAAUAGAGAAUUCAGUUCCCUUAUCACUGGAUACAAUAUUCACAGAGGUGAUGAAGACUGAAAAUGGUCGUGCUAUGACGUUAGAUCGUGUUAAAGCUUCUCUUAGCCAGAUGCAUUGUCCACCAAGGAUGUUUGUAGAUGAUUCAUUUAGUAUUGAUUUGAAGUACAUUAUUGAAUUAGCUCGAAAUGAAGAGGUUGAGUCAAUUGUGUUGAAAAGGUAUGGAAGGGAUGCCUACAGAAUGUUCAGGCUACUGUCAAAGGAUAAUUGUUUUUGUGAGACAGAUAAGAUAGCUGAGUCUACUCUUGUCGAGAAAAAGGAAGCUCCAAAGUUACUAUUCAAGUUAUGGAAGGAUAACUACUUGCAUAUGGAGAAAUUACUCUUGACGGGAACCAAGCAAUCAAAGAUUUUGAUGUGGAAAGUUAAUAAGCCUCUGCUUUGGGAAUAUGUUCUGGACGAGAUGUACCAUGCUGCCUUAAAUUUGAGCCUAAGAAUGGCUUUUGAGCAGGAAAAGGAUGAAGAGCUUUUAAAUGUUCCUAAAGACAAGAUUAAGGAGCCAGGGCCACUACAGAAGAAAUACAAACGGCUGCUAAAUGUCUGGUUACUCCUGGGAUCAUCAUUGAUGAAACUUGAUGAUGCUCUGAUGCUUUUCCAUGACUUCUGAAUAUAAAUUGUGUCAGUUAUUUAUUGUAAUUUCUUCAUAAAGGAAUAGCAAAUUUGAUAUUUUAAUAAUAGGAAAGUACUACGAAUGCAAUUGGAGUGUCCACAGUAAGUAAUGUAAGU
Gastrolobium bilobum is the source of this 1671-nucleotide messenger RNA. RefSeq lists its product as uncharacterized. The transcript has 14 exons. Gene Ontology annotation, molecular function: single-stranded DNA binding. Gene Ontology annotation, biological process: DNA-templated transcription. Bases 2 to 1552 code for a protein of 516 amino acids. NCBI's taxonomy places the organism in Eukaryota, Viridiplantae, Streptophyta, Magnoliopsida, Fabales, Fabaceae. Gene Ontology annotation, cellular component: RNA polymerase III complex. The record is from RefSeq and is a predicted model, not a curated record.